AAGAAUCUGCAGCUUAUGAAUUGUUUUUGGGGUUUUUUUUUUGGUUGGGAGACGUAUUUUUGAGAGGCCUCUAUUAUUUCCCCCCUCGUAUAUUUCAGUUUUUGUAGUAACAAUGUCUUCAUCUCAGGACUUUAGAGAGUUUAUUAGAGAAAGACUGACUGCUGCUGCGGAGGAAAUAUUCUCAGAGUUUGAAAAGCAAAUCAUCCGAUAUCAGGAAAAUAUCAGACUGUUGAAUGCUCACUGGAAACCGCAUUUGAAGCUGCACAGAUUAAGCCUCCCGCAGCAACAUGUCAGCAUGGUGGUGGCGGUUUCUGCCGGGCAGCUGGCUACUGACAGGGGGACGAGCUGCAGCCGGGACCAGGAGGAACCACGACCUGCACGGGUGAAACAGGAAGAGGAGGACUGCUGUAGCACCCUGGAGGAAGAGGAAGCAGAGCAGGAGGAGGAGACACACAGACACACUCUGAAUGCUUGUUAUGAGGAAGACCUCACACGGCAACGGCUCUGCGUGGAGGACACACCCACUGACCAGCUGCUCUGUGACCAGGACAGGAUCUGCACUGGAGUCGAGGACGAACCAGAACCUCCACAAAUCAAAGAGGAACAGAAGGAAUUCUGCGGCUCUGAGGGGGAACGGAAGCUCGAAGCGCAGGAGGAAACAAACGGAUUCCUGCCAACUCCUACUUGCGAGGAAGGGGAGAGCUCUGUGUCAGAACGAUGCGCCAGUUUUCUUCGAACCAGCGUAGGUGACCAGAUCCAGCCUCUUGCCGUGUUUGUACCUAAGGAGGAAUCUUACGAAGGAAGCGAAGGUGCACAUGCGGCCGAUAUAAACACAGACCUCCCUCUGGUGUCGGGCUCUACGGUUGACGCGGGCACACAGUAUUUUGGGUGUGGCUUUUGUGAGAAAACCUUUCAGUUUAGAUCCAGACUGAUCCGACACUUGAGCACCCACAUGCGCAAAAACAAGUUGAGGUGCGGGGUUGGUAAGAAGUCGUUCAACCAGAACUACCAGCUGAUCCACCCCAAGAAAACCAACGGCUCUGGCGGAAAACCGCUCGACCCACACGCCAGCUUCUUGACUGGCGCUGAGGCCGAGCGACUCCUCUGCAACACAUGUGGGAAAAGCUUCAGCAGCCCCUACAUCCUGAAGAGACACGAGAGAGUCCACACGGGCGAGAAGCCGUUUGCCUGCGGUGCGUGCGGGAAGUCCUUCAGUCGAAGGGACCACCUGCUGGGCCACAUGAAAUCCCACUUGGCCAAACCGCGAGUCCCGAGGCAGCCCGCGAUCAAGCAGAGGGCCGUCCGUGUAGCCAAGAAGCUCUAUUCCUGUCAAACAUGCGGGAAACGCUUCACACGAUAUCAUUGCUUCUUGCACCACGCCAAGAGUCACAAUCCACUCGUCUGCAAGACCUGCGGGAAACAAUUCAGUCAGUCAUCGGGACUGAAGCGACACGAGUCGAUCCACUCAGGUGUGAAGGGGUUUCCCUGCGGCGUCUGCGGGAAAUCCCUGAGUAGAAGGGACCACUUGGUGCGCCACAUGAAAGUCCACGCCAAGAGCAACCCUUUUUGUUUGACGUAGCCAAAGCAUAGAUAGAAAUGCAGCAGCUAAGGCCUGGAAAGUUUGAUAGUGGUAAUUUGAUCGUCCACAUGAGAGAUGCUUUCUUCACACAGAGAUUGAGAAGAAAAAAUCAAGUGUAGUCCAGCAUGAUGAAGACUACAACUGGUUAGUUUGGUUGUUGAAACAGCAAAUAUACCUUAACAUGCGCAGUGGAAACUAGGGGUGCACAGAUUGCAGUUUUCUGAACUAACCAGUUACAGUCCAUCAUUUAAAAACCCUGACCUGCCCAUUUCAAUUUUGGCCAAUAUCAAUUUCUUUUUUUCUGAAAAUGUUAAAUCGGUGCACCCCUAGUGGAAAUGAGUUUAUUUCUAUCAGAGAAGCUAACUUCUGCAGUCGUUCUUAUCUCUGCACUUUGGGACGCUUCCAGUCAGCGCCUUGUUCUUGAAUUCAGCUUCUGGGAUUGGCUGGUUUGCUAGCAGCAGCCAAUAACGUGUCAGAUAGCCUUAACAAAAGAAAUGUGCAUAAAUAAUUUAGUUCAGCACAAAAAUGUUUUAGUUUGUGUAAUCUACAGGUGUUUCAUCAACAAAGCUUUUUUCUCAAAACAACUUUGUUUUUCUCCCUAAAUUUAAAAUGUUCUGGUUAAAUUGUGUCUGUUUUCUGUAUUGUACUGGAGCAGAAAUACUGAAAUGAUUGAAAUAAAACCCAUUUUGAAAUA
This is a messenger RNA of Poecilia reticulata (guppy), 2273 nucleotides long. RefSeq names its product zinc finger E-box-binding homeobox 1-like. Lineage: Eukaryota; Metazoa; Chordata; Actinopteri; Cyprinodontiformes; Poeciliidae. Gene Ontology annotation, cellular component: nucleus. The record is from RefSeq and is a predicted model, not a curated record. Gene Ontology annotation, biological process: regulation of gene expression.